Molecule: messenger RNA, 2064 nt
Organism: Antechinus flavipes (yellow-footed antechinus)
Lineage: Eukaryota; Metazoa; Chordata; Mammalia; Dasyuromorphia; Dasyuridae
Gene: CCNP
Product: cyclin P
Exons: 7
Coding region: 1070-1987 (305 amino acids)
Biological process (GO): mitotic cell cycle phase transition; regulation of cyclin-dependent protein serine/threonine kinase activity
Cellular component (GO): centrosome; cyclin-dependent protein kinase holoenzyme complex; cytoplasm
Molecular function (GO): cyclin-dependent protein serine/threonine kinase regulator activity
Source: RefSeq, a predicted model, not a curated record
AAGUUAAAAGGGGCUUUGAAAGCUAGUUCUAGAGGCAAUGGGCAGCGCCAUGGAAGAUUACUUCGCAGCUCUUUGGAAGAUGAUGGGAGUGGGAGAGAGGGAAGAGAGGCCCAAGGAUCAUGGGAGUAGUCAGUGUGAGCAGGCUCCAGGGCCUGAACUGAGCGAUGACUGGGAAGAAGGGAUGGAUACACGUUAUCUGGACAAUAAAAGCAAACUCCUUGAGAAAAGGGACUGCAGGAUUCUAUCUUCCCAUUCCCAGGAAAUCUUCUGAAUGUUCACAAUUCUAUGGAAACCUCCAUUCAACUGACGAAUCCAAGGCCUAAAGAGAUUGCAGGGACUUCAAACCCUUGGCACUAGGAGGACUUAGCAUGGUCCUUCACACUUUCCUCCACAAUGGGAACCCGGCUGGGUGACAGCAAGAGCUGAAUUCAAAUCCUGCCUCAGAUAUUAGCUAUGUGACCCUGAGCAAGUCAUUUGACCCUGUUUGCCUCAGUUUCCCCAUCAAUGAAAUGAUCUGGAGAAGGAAAUGGCAAACCACUUUCUUUCCCAAGAAAACCUUAAUUGGUGUUAGGAUGUAUCCCACACGACCGAAAAACGACCAAACAACAAAAAUAAAAUUAAAAAAUUGGCGUUUUACUCCUAAGGAAACAGACAAACAGAUGAAUUGACUUGCCGAGGAUUAGACAAGUAGCCUGAGUUCGGAUUCGAACUCGCGAAGUUAUUCUCCAGACUCCAGGACCAGUGCUCUAUGCACUUAGGGCGCUUCUAGUCAGCCGUUCGUACCCAGAGGUCCGGCCAUUUGGAGAAACCAAACGAGGCAGGGCUUCGGCUUCGUUAGCGUGUAACCAAGCAGCAACGAUUUCACCUGAACACCCCGGGGCCCCGGCAGCCACCGGCCUGAAUCUGGCACGACCAAUCAGGACCGCGCUCUCCACGGGAGCCAAUCGCGGGCACCCUUCGAGGGAUUACGUAAGUGCUAAAUAGAGCGACGCCCUUGCCUCCCGCUGCGACCAAUCAGAGUCGUAGCUGUAGGGAGCCCAAUGGGGCGGGGCGGAUUGCCUCGGGACCAAUGGUCCCGCUUCCCGGGAAUUUUCAAGGGGGCGAGCUAGAAGAAGGUCUUCCGGAGCGGGCCGCGCAGGCCUGGCCGCCCCCCGGGCUCGCCGAGGCGCUGGCUGCGCUGGGGCUGGACGGGGAGCGCGAGUACGCGGCAGAUAUCUUCGUCAGUGUCAUGGCAGGCCAGGCGCUCCCCAAGAAGGACUUGCCUCGUGCGGUGACUGCGGAGAUGCGCGCCCUCGUGGUGGACUGGCUAGUACAGGUGCACGAAUACCUGGGCCUGGCCGGGGACACGCUCUAUUUGGCCGUGCACCUGCUGGAUUCCUACUUGCGCGUGGCCCGCGUGCCGCUGCGCCGCUUGCAGCUGCUGGGGGUCGCCUGCCUCUUCGUGGCAUGCAAGGUGGAGGAGAGCGUCCGCCCCGAGCCCGCCGCCCUGUGCCUGCUGGGUGCCGGCUCCUUCUCCCCGGCCCAGCUGCUCCGCGCUGAACGGCGCCUCCUCAGCCGCCUGAACUUCCAGCUCUACUACCCGGGCCCCCUCCUAUGCUUGGGCCUGCUGGCCGCCCUGGCCCGGAGCCGGCCGCGGGUUUUGCUCCUGGCCACCUAUUUCCUGGAGCUCUCUGUCCUGGAGGCCGAGGCCGCGGGCUGGGAGCCGAGCCGUCGGGCCGCUGCGGCCUUAGCUCUGGCCCAGCGCGUGCUGCUGCACGAAACCGGAGAGGCCGCCGAACUGGGUCUUUACAGCAAGGCGGAGCUGGGCCCCAUCGAACCCUGCAUGACCCGAGCGGCGCUGCGGGGUCCGGCCCCCGGCCGGGCCGCUAUCUUUCUCAAGUACGCGAGCCCCCAGAGGCAGUGCAUCAGCCUCAUCGCCGCCCGCCUGCUCGCCGGGACCUGCCCCGCGGCCCCUGUCAGGGAGGAGGGGGAGGAGGGGGUCUCGUAAAAAAAAAAAAAAAACACCAAAAAACCAAAACUGUACGUCUGUGUAUCUGCCCUUUUAAUAAAAACGUGGUUUUUAAA